UCACUCCGAGACAAAAUGGCUUCCAGAUCAGACGAUGAUCUCUGCUGUCCGGUCUGUCUGGAAAUAUUUAAGGAUCCGGUUAUUCUGUCAUGUAGCCACAGCUUCUGUAAGGAGUGUCUGCAGAGAUAUUGGAGAGAGAAACCAGGAAGAGAGUGUCCAGUUUGUAAAAGGAGAUCUUCGAAAGAUGAACCACCACGUAAUCUGGCUCUGAAGAACCUGAUUGAAUCUGUCAUACAGCAGAGAGAGCAGAGAGCUUCAGAGGAUCUCUGCUCUCUGCACUCUGAGAAACUCAAACUCUUCUGUCUGGACCAUCAGCAGCCAGUUUGUCACAUCUGCAGAGAUUCAGAAAAACACACCAAGCACAGAUUCAGACCCAUCGAUGAAGCUGCUCAGCAACACAAGAAGAACCUUCAGGAAACUCUGGAGCCUUUAAAGAAGAAGCUGGAGCUCAGGAAGAAAGUUCAGGAGGAGUUUGAUCAGACAGCAGAACACCUGAAGGUCCAGGCCCGACACACAGAGAGGCAGAUUAUGGAGCAGUUUAAGCAGCUUCAUCAGUUUCUAGCAGAGGAAGAGGAGGCCAGGCUGGCUGCACUGAGGGAGGAAGAGGAGCAGAAGAGAGGGAUGAUGAAGGAGAAGAUGGAGGCUCUGAGCAGAGAGAUAGCAGCUCUUUCAGACACAGUCAGAGCCACAGAGGAGGAGCUGAGAGCUGAAGACGUCUCAUUCCUGCACAACUACAAGGCUGCAGUGGAAAGAGUCCAGCGCUGCCCCCUGCUGGAGGAUCCACAGCUGCCCUCAGGAGCUCUGAUAGACCAGGCCAAACAUCUGGGCAACCUGGCCUUCAACAUCUGGAGCAACAUGGAGAACAUGGUGACCUACACUCCUCUGGUUCUGGACCCAAACACGGCUGGCUCAGGACUCUAUGUGUCUGAAGAUCUGACCAAUGGGAGGUGGGGAGAGAAACAGCAGCUUCCUGAUAAUCCAGAGAGAUUUGAUUCUUGGCGUUCCGUUCUGAGUUCUGAUGGUUUUAAUUCAGGGAACCACAGCUGGGAUGUUGAUGUUGGAGAUAGUUCAUCAUGGGUACUUGGUGUGUUAGAAGAGUCUGUUCAGAGGAAGGGAGACAUAAAAUCUGGAUGGUUGUUUAUUGGGUUAAAUAUCGUUGGAUACUCAGCACGUUGUCUACCCGCUCCUUUCACUCGUCUCUCAGUCCAGAAGAAUCUCCAGAGGAUCAGAGUGAAUCUGGACUGGGACAGAGGAAAGCUGUCCUUCUCUGAUCUGGAUACUAACACACACAUACACACCUUCACACACACCUUCACUCACAAGAUGUUUCCGUUCUUCUACACUGAUAAAACAUUAAAGAUCGUACCGAUGAAGAUCUCAGUGAUCAAGCAGCAGCUCUGAUGAUCUCAGCAUGAA
Molecule: messenger RNA, 1416 nt
Organism: Xiphophorus hellerii (green swordtail)
Lineage: Eukaryota; Metazoa; Chordata; Actinopteri; Cyprinodontiformes; Poeciliidae
Product: nuclear factor 7, brain-like
Exons: 1
Coding region: 16-1401 (461 amino acids)
Biological process (GO): protein ubiquitination
Molecular function (GO): protein binding; zinc ion binding; ubiquitin-protein transferase activity
Source: RefSeq, a predicted model, not a curated record